CUCAACCCACCAAAACAUCCCUCCAUCUUUCCAGAUUUUUACUCAUAAUAAUAACAAAAAUUGUACUGAAUCUUAUCACAUAUUCUUUACGUUUGAUGAAUGUACGUACGUAUAUUUUGAGUAUUGUAUGGUAAGUAGAUCUCAAAUCUUCAUCUGGGAUUGUUUAAAAAUGGAAUCUUGCAGCAAAUAAACAGAGCCACGUUGAAUGGCGGGCUAAUGCCCCAGAAGGAGAAGGGCCAGCAAAAGGUUGACCUUUGGGAUUGAUGGGGUUAAGCGCUAGAGCUUCCAGAUUACCUUCUUCUGUUUUUCGACCUAAAUCUCUGCUCCCCAGCCACCUUUCCACCAUGAGAACAAGGACAAUUUUUGGGAUCUCUAUUUCCCUAAUCAUCAUCAACAUGGCCGCUAUAAUGGAGCGCGCUGAUGAGAAUCUCCUUCCAGCUGUUUAUAAAGAAGUCAGUGAAGCUUUUACAGCAGGACCAUCCGAUCUUGGGUUUCUCACAUUCAUAAGGAACUUUGUGCAGGGAAUUGCUUCACCAGUGGCAGGUAUUUUAGUUUUAAAUUAUGACCGUCCCACGGUUCUUGCAAUUGGUAUCCUCUUCUGGGCCCUAUCAACCGGUGCAGUGGGUGCGAGCAAGUAUUUUCUGCAGGUUGGCUUCUGGAGAGCUAUAAAUGGCUUCGGUCUGGCAAUUGUGAUACCUGCUUUGCAGUCCUUCAUAGCUGAUAGCUAUAAGGAUGAAGUCAGAGGGACGGGAUUUGGGUUUCUUAAUCUAAUUGGUACUGUGGGUGGGAUAGGAGGCGGAGCUAUAGCUACAGUUAUGGCUGGUCAUGAAUACUGGGGCAUACCAGGAUGGCGCUUUUCCUUCAUCGUGAUGGCAACUUUGAGUUGUUUCAUAGGAUUUCUCGUCUUCUCUUUUGUCGUUGACCCAAGGAAGCAAAGCAGUGGCCAGCGUGAUAUAUCAGAACACUCUGACAGGGAUGAAUUGAUAGAGAAAGGACACUCAAAUAUCAAUUCAAUGUCAAUUUGGAUGGAGUCCUGGACAGCCAUGAAAACUGUCAUCAAACUCCAAACGUUUCAGUUCAUUGUUUUGCAGGGUCUAGUUGGAUCCCUACCUUGGACAGCCAUUGUUUUCUUUACAUUAUGGUUUGAAUUAAUUGGUUUUGAUCAUAAUAGUGCAGCCACACUUGUCGGUCUAUUUGCUGCUGGAUGCGCAUUAGGAUCCUUUUUCGGUGGAGUAGUUGCAGACAAAAUGUCUCGAAUAUACCCUCAUUCAGGACGUGUCAUGUGUGCUCAAUUUAGUUCUUUUAUGGGCAUCCCAUUCUCAUGGUUCCUUCUUCGAAUUAUCCCCCCAUCUGUAAGCAGCUAUUCCACAUUUGCUGUGACUUUAUUCAUAAUGGGCCUCACAAUCAGCUGGUGUGCUACUGCUACAAAUGGUCCCAUGUUUGCAGAAGUGGUGCCUUCAAAGCACCGCACAAUGAUUUAUGCUUUUGAUCGUGCGUUUGAGGGUUCAUUUUCUUCUUUUGCUGCUCCAAUUGUAGGGAUUCUGGCUGAGAAAAUGUAUGGCUAUGAUGCCAAAUCUGUUGAUCCGUUAUUAGGAUCUGCAAGAGAGGCUUUAGCGCUGUCAAAAGGUCUCUUUUCAAUGAUGGCCGUGCCUUUUGGUUUAUGUUGCUUGUUUUACACCCCUUUGUAUUGGACAUUCAAGCAGGACCGUGACAAUGCAAGACUUGCUGCUGCAAAAGAAACAGAGAUGAUAUGACAAUUCCACGCUUUUCAUUUCUUUGUUUAUUCAUUCUUCUUGGAUCUUUGGGCUCAUUUG
Messenger RNA from Solanum stenotomum, 1814 nucleotides. RefSeq lists its product as uncharacterized. NCBI's taxonomy places the organism in Eukaryota, Viridiplantae, Streptophyta, Magnoliopsida, Solanales, Solanaceae. Gene Ontology annotation, molecular function: transmembrane transporter activity. Gene Ontology annotation, cellular component: membrane. Gene Ontology annotation, biological process: transmembrane transport. The transcript has 4 exons. The record is from RefSeq and is a predicted model, not a curated record. Bases 264 to 1754 code for a protein of 496 amino acids.